AUGAAGUUUGUCGAAAUAAACGGCCAAUGGACGCUUUCAUUCCGUGACGAACAGCAAAAAUUGGACAGCGAAGCUGAUGCUGAAGAAAUGGCGAAGGUUAUAAAGAAUGCUGAUGUCGUAGAAGUUCUGGAACUUCGGGGUAAUACUGUAGGCGUUGGAGCCGGGCAGCGACUUGCACAUGCACUAGAAUUUCAUCCAGAAUUGAAGCGAGCAUUAUGGAGUGAUAUGUUUACUGGACGACUGAAAGAAGAAAUUCCUCCAAUUCUGCGUUCUCUGUGUGGUGCUAUGAUUAAGUGUGGGACGCGAUUAGUCGAAUUAGAUCUUUCGGACAAUGCAUUCGGUCCAAUCGGUGCAGAAGGACUUGAGGACUUCCUUGAAAGUUCUUCGGCAUAUUCGUUAAAAGUGUUGAAAUUGAAUAACAAUGGCUUAGGCGCUGGAGGGAAGAUUAUUGCAAAAGCACUUAUACAAUGCCAUGCAAAUGCAGAAAGAGAUGGACAAAAUUUUCAGCUGAAGACUUUUAUUGCUGGUAGGAAUCGUUUGGAGGACCCCGGAGCCUUUGCUCUAGCAAAAGCUUUCCAAGUUUUGGGCUCUUUGGAAGAGAUAACAAUGUAUCAAGAUGGCAUAAGAGCUAAAGGAAUUGAAGCUCUUUCAGAUUCAUUUCGUUACAAUCCUAAUUUAAAGAUAAUAAAUCUUAGUGAUAACACGUUUACAGUAACGGGAGCUCGUGCAAUGGCGAAGGUAAUUCAAGAUUUGAUGAAUCUUGAAGUUUUGAAUUUUGGAGAUUGUUUGUGCCGAGACAAAGGUGCUUUAGCUAUAAUUGGAAAUAUUUCGAUGUCAUUUCACUCGAAUUUGAAGGAAAUCAAUUUAUCGGGGAAUGAACUGAGUCCACGCGCGAUCGAGACAAUCCUCGAUAGAGUCAACCAAGGAUUGCAUUUGAAAUCACUCGUGUUGCAUACAAACAAUAUGGGAGUUCAGUUUGAUGAAGUUAAAUCGAAAUGUGACAAAUAUAGUUUUAUUGAUUUAGGUGAAGAGAGUGAUGAUCAAGGGAGAUUGGAUGAAGAGGAGGAAGAUAAUGACGACUCUCAGGAACUUUAUUCGGAAGAAAGCCACUCCAGUGAAUUGAACAAUGAAGAUAAUAAACAAGUAGAAGAUAGUAACGGUGCACAUAAUACUUUUGUUUCAUUCUUUUUUUCUUCAAAUAUGUUUUUGAUAUUUUCGAGAAAUGCGGAAGAGUUGCAGAUGUCAGCUCCCUUCGUUCUAAUCAUUCUUUUUGUACAAAGUAUUACAUUCGACAGGUCUUUGGAACUUGACAGCUAUCAGACAGUAAUUUCAUUUAGAAAUCAACAGUGGAAUUCUGAAGAGGAUGCUGAAGCCGUAAGCCAGGCAUUAUUGUCGCAGAAGUUUGUGAAGGUAUUGGAUUUGCGUAGAAAUCAUAUAGGCGUUGGCGCAUGCAGAAUGAUUGCAGAGGUUCUGCGAGAACGCAUGAAAAGGAAUAUGCAGAGCUUAGAAGAAGUGAACCUAAGCGAAAAUGGUAUCACUGCUGAAGGUAUGUUAGAACUCGUUCAUGCAUUCAAAAGCAAUUCAAAGUUGAAAAUCAUCAUUCUCAGUGGAAAUACAUUAAAAGUUGCCGGUGCCGUUGCUGUCGCUGAGGUGUUAUCUUCAUUACACUUACUUGAAGUUCUGGAUCUCAGUUUUUGCACUUGCUAUGAAGACGGAAUUCUGGCAGUGGCAGCAAAUUUAAGCUCGUCUAUACAUCUACGUCUGAGGGUUUUGGAUUUCUCGUCGAACGCUUUAGGAGCGGAUGCAGUACAGCAGAUUGUACGUGUUUUUGCAAGCGGUGGAUUUCAUUUGGAGCGUCUUUCAUUGCAUUCUAACAAUAUCGGACAUCGUUUCGGUGAAUUGAAAGAAGAAUUUUCCUACAUCCGGUUCCUGGAUUUGGGAAGCGAAAGCGAUGAUCAAGGCUCUUUGAUGGAGGAAAUAUCUGCCAACUAUGGACUGAAACGAGAAUCGUGGAAUAAGGAUGAUGAUCAAUAUAUCAGAGCUCUUGAUAAUGAUACAAUUUUGUUCAUAACAAAGCCGUCAGUCGCAAUGCUGGACGUUUUAUUGUCACAUAUGAAGAAUGUCAUCGAAACACUACUCAAUGAUUUAUAUGGGAGGACUCAGGAAAUGACAGCAGCUUUAUUGUGUGCUUGUUGCACAUUGCUUUCUGUGGAAACGUUUAAUAAGCAAGUAUUGAAAGAGAAAAUCGUAACAUUGACAGAUACGAUCUUAACUGCAGCGAAUAAAGUCGAACGUCGACCGGUUUCGGCGACGGAAUCAAUAUGUAAUCAGCUAUUGGCAUUCGCAGGUGCUGUUCGGUCGGAAAGCCCUCAAUCAGUGGCUGAUAUCAGCAGUGUGAUUUUUUUACUAGAAUCAAUGAUAAAGCGCGGACACUUUCGAGAUUUGCAUCGAACCAUUGCUUUUUCAUUCAACGCGAUAAAACAAACCUGUCCGGAUCGAAGUGUUGAAAUUGACCGAUUAAUGCAGGUCUUGAAAUUCGAGUAA
Molecule: messenger RNA, 2544 nt
Organism: Acanthocheilonema viteae
Lineage: Eukaryota; Metazoa; Nematoda; Chromadorea; Rhabditida; Onchocercidae
Source: the annotation of a GenBank genome assembly